AACGGGGGGAAAGAAUCGAAUCAAAGCAGCGUUCCACCACACAGAAGACAUGCAGCACCACAACGUCCUGAACCCCGAGUCCCAAGUGGAGAAGGGAGAGAAUGCCCGCUUGGCGUCGUUCGUCGGCGCGAUUGCCAUCGCAGACAUGGUCAAGACGACCUUGGGCCCGAAAGGGAUGGACAAAAUCUUGCAGAGCGUCGGCGGCCCCGACAAGUCCAUCUCCGUGACCAACGAUGGUGCGACCAUUCUCAAGUCCGUGUACAUCGACAACGCCGCUGCGAAGGUGUUGGUCGAUAUUGCCAAGACCCAGGACGAAGAAGUGGGGGAUGGGACGACGAGCGUGGCCGUGCUGUGCGGGGAGCUCCUUCGCGAAGCGGAAAAGCUGAUUGAACAGCGCAUCCAUCCGCAAACGAUCAUCGAAGGGUGGCGCAUUGCGUUGUCGACGGCGCACAAGGCGCUUGAAAAGUCGGCGCGCGACCACUCCCAGGACCCGAUCAAGUUCCGUGAAGACUUGCUGAACAUUGCGCGUACGACGCUCAGCUCGAAGCUCAUGGCCGAAUCGAAGGACCACUUUGCCGAGUUGGCGGUGGACGCGGUGCUGCGCUUGAAGGGCAGCAACAACCUCGACCACAUCCAAAUCAUCAAAAAGCAAGGCGGGAGCUUGAAGAACUCGUACUUGGAGGAAGGGUACAUCCUCGACAAGCACAUUGGCGUUGGCCAGCCCAAGCGCAUCGUAAACGCCAAGAUUCUCAUCGCCAACACGGGCAUGGACACGGACAAGAUCAAGAUCUACGGCGCGCGCGUCAAAGUCGACUCGAUGGAGAAGGUGGCGAGCAUCGAAGACGCGGAAAAGCUCAAAAUGCGCCAAAAAGUCGAAAAAAUUGCCGAUUUCGGCAUCAAUUGCUUUGUGAACCGCCAAUUGAUCUACAACUACCCGGAACAAAUCUUCACGGAAAAAGGUAUCAUGGCCAUUGAACAUGCAGACUUUGACGGUAUCGAGCGGUUGGCGGCCGUCACUGGCGGUGAAAUUACUUCGACGUUUGAGCACCCCGAGCUUGUGACACUGGGCGAAGCGGCGCUGAUCGAGGAGAUUAUGAUUGGGGAGGACCGAGUGAUUCGGUUCUCGGGGGUUAAGACGGGGCAGGCGUGCAGUGUCGUCUUGCGCGGCGCGUCGUCGCAUUUGCUGGACGAAGCCGAGCGAUCUCUCCACGAUGCGUUGGCUGUGUUGUCUCAAACGGUACGACACACUCGCACCGUGAUGGGCGGCGGGUGCACAGAAGUGCUCAUGGCCCAAGCGAUCGACGAGCUAGCCCCGGGCAUCCCCGGCAAGAAAUCGCUGGCGAUGGAAGCAUUUGCACGAGCAUUGCGUCAGAUCCCGGCGAUCAUUGCCGACAACGGCGGGUAUGACAGCGCCGAGCUGGUCACGCAGCUGCGCGCGGCUCACUUUGGCGGACACAACCACGCCGGCCUCAACAUGGCGAACGGAUCGAUCGGAGACAUGGAGGCGCUGGGGAUUCGGGAAUCGUACAAGAGCAAGAUGCAGGUGCUGCUGUCGGCGGCGGAAGCGGCUGAGAUGAUCUUGCGAGUGGACGAUAUCGUCAAGUGCGCGCCCCGCCAACGCCAGGGGUAGAGAGAUUACACUAGUAGACAUAAAAAGAACCGACACAUGCCACCAAAGAGAUAGCACACACACUACAACCUUGUUUGGUAGUACUUGGGUAGUUUUGAUGGGGUUGCAAUACCAUAGGACUUGCUAUGUAGUACACCAUUUUGCGGUUAAUUUGGAAAAAUAUCUGGUAUAUUUCGUGGAAUCCCA
Molecule: messenger RNA, 1816 nt
Organism: Aphanomyces astaci
Lineage: Eukaryota; Oomycota; Saprolegniomycetes; Saprolegniales; Verrucalvaceae
Product: T-complex protein 1, beta subunit
Exons: 5
Coding region: 50-1630 (526 amino acids)
Biological process (GO): protein folding
Cellular component (GO): cytosol; chaperonin-containing T-complex
Molecular function (GO): ATP-dependent protein folding chaperone; ATP binding; ATP hydrolysis activity
Source: RefSeq, a predicted model, not a curated record